Molecule: messenger RNA, 537 nt
Organism: Ruditapes philippinarum (Manila clam)
Lineage: Eukaryota; Metazoa; Mollusca; Bivalvia; Venerida; Veneridae
Product: complement component receptor 1-like protein
Exons: 4
Coding region: 1-537 (178 amino acids)
Source: RefSeq, a predicted model, not a curated record
AUGCCGACAGCCGGGGAACAGUUUGAAAGAUGCACAGUGGCAACACAAGCGAAUUGUCCGAAUUUCCUCACCAACUCGUAUUGUAAUUUAGGAACCUUGCUAUGUGAAUGCCCUGUCGGGUAUACAGCAACUGCCACCGACAUUACUUGCGAAUAUAAUUGUGGAAAUCUGACUGAUCCGGACAAUGGCGCAGUUACUACCCCAGACGGUACUCAUACUGGUGAUGUUGCACAAUACACUUGUGUUAGCACAUUCAAGGUUGUUGGCACGGCAACGAGAACUUGUCAGCAAGAUACUGGUUGGGAUGGUGCUGCACCAACAUGUGAACCAAGUAGACAGAUGUGCACCAGAGAAACUGACAACAGAGGCACAAUUUGGGAUUAUACACUUCUUGGAAUGGAAGUAAACAAAACAUGUGGCGAAGGUUUUACAGGUAAAACUACCAUUGGCGUGGUAAGAAUUAUGAUGAAGUUAACUAAAGAAAGAAAAUUUGGUUACAUGUUUAGAUUUCUCAUAAUCAGAAUGAAAACUGAUUAG